Lolium rigidum is the source of this 1324-nucleotide messenger RNA. RefSeq lists its product as uncharacterized. NCBI's taxonomy places the organism in Eukaryota, Viridiplantae, Streptophyta, Magnoliopsida, Poales, Poaceae. Gene Ontology annotation, cellular component: chloroplast. The record is from RefSeq and is a predicted model, not a curated record.
ACUGCAGAGGACUCCACUCCACUCGUUGUCCAGCGUCCUCCUCCCGCUCGCUCCGCGCGCGCGCCCGGGAUCCAUCCAUGGCCGCCGCGCUACGGCUCCCUCCGCUCCUCUCCUCCCGCGCCGCCCCUACCGCCGCCACCCGGAGGAGCCGGGCGGCGUCGUCCACUCUCAGGGUCGCCGCGCAGCUCGACGACACCGCCGCCACCACCUCCACCUCCACCUCCAGCACGCCGGCGCCGCCCGCCGGGUUCACGCCUCCCGUGCCCAAGCGGUUCGAGGUCAAGCCCGGACAGUCGAGCAACAUCGCCGGCGCCGCCCUCGCCUUGCCCUUCCGCCUCGGCACCGGUGUCUUCGUCCUAGGGUAUGGAGUGUCGCUUGUUGAUGCUGACCAGAUACCACCAGAUCAGUAUGCUUUGGAGUUCCAAGGUCGAAAGGUGAAAGAGACAUCAAAGGUGGGGCAGUGUCCUCGACCAACAAAGCCUAUUGAAAUAUACGAGUUUGAAGGCUGCCCAUUUUGUCGAAAGGUGAGAGAGAUGGUAUCCGUCCUGGACCUUGAUGUUUUAUAUUACCCGUGUCCUAAAGGCGGCCCAACCUUCCGUCCAAAGGUUAAAGAGAUGGGUGGAAAGCAACAGUUUCCUUACAUGGUGGAUCCAAACACAGGGGUUGCCAUGUAUGAAUCAGAUGCCAUCAUAACUUACCUGGCAAAAACCUAUGGUGAUGGAAGUGUUCCGAUUAUGCUAAAGCUUGGUCUAUUGACAACAAUAACGGCAGGUCUGGCUAUGAGUGGGCGUAGCGGGAGGGGAUCUUCCUACUCUCCUGCAAAGCUUCCAGCUCAGCCAAUUGAAAUAUGGGCAUAUGAGGGAUCUCCUUUCUGUAAAAUAGCACGUGAGACCCUUGUCGAAUUGGAGCUACCACACUUGCUACACAGCAUUGCACGUGGCAGCCCCAAGCGACAGGACUUUUUCAAGAAAUACGGUCUUUUCCAGGCGCCUUAUAUCGAGGAUCCUAACACUGGAGUGAAGAUGUUCGAAAGCGCCAGCAUUGUACAGUACCUGAGAGCAACAUAUGCCGCUUGAGAACCGCUGUUGCUUUCUUUGCCAUUCCUCUGUAAACAUGUUGAGUGUUCAUAUGUAUUCUGAGGGUUGUAGAUCACAUAUUCUGUACUAGAAGAAAAAUAAAUCCUACAUGCGGUGAGGUGUAAUUUCUGUUCACUGCAGCUGAGACAGUACCACUCUUGUUGAGACCGUAGAAGACAGAAGUAAAAUUCAGAAAUGUAUGUCUCCUUGUUUCUGUCUAUUAGUAAUUUGAUCAAGUAUCGCAGCAA